Messenger RNA from Auanema sp. JU1783, 732 nucleotides. Lineage: Eukaryota; Metazoa; Nematoda; Chromadorea; Rhabditida; Rhabditidae. The record is from the annotation of a GenBank genome assembly.
AUGGAUCGAAAAGAUAUUGAAGAUUUUCUGAGACGUUCUAAUUCUAUAUGCGAUCAAUCAGAUGAUGCUCCUGUUGCUGUUAGGAGAAUGUCCCUCAAAGAGUUCACUGGUCUCGAUCCUUCAAAAAGGGAUCAAAUCGCGGAGCUCUCAAUUCCAUCUUGGAAGUCAUCGACCACAUCCAGUUCUUUGAUUAACCUUUAUUCCUCCAGGAGGAGAAGCUUGCUCUCUGGAGAUGUAACCGACUCUCCUACCAAACGCCUUUCCGCUCCGAAAGAAGAAGUUUUGGAUAUUAACUCCGCAUUACAAAGGAUAUCUGCUUUAACGCACAAAAUUUCAACUUUCCAUCGUCAAUCUGUUCCCUCUCCAAAGGGAGAUGCGAACUGUCGAAUGCAAUUACUGGAAGACGGAAAGAGAACGGCGACUGUGGCUCGUGAAUUAGCUCAAAUAAACAUAAGUACGGAAGAUGUCAAAUUACAAGCUCUCGUUGCUGAAAUAACCGAUGCUGUGGAUUGUUUGUGCAGUUCAGCUCUUGAAGUGAUGGCCAAUUCAAGCGUUUACCAUUCUCAAUUAAUAUCAACAGAACUACAACAGGUGUUAACAUCAUUAUCAGAUUCACUCAAUGACAUAAUGCUAAGCACAUCUCAUGAAGAUCGAUCUAUUUGUGUCAAAUCAUUAGGUCAUCUCACUUCUGCUGCAAAUCAACUUGUACAUGCAAUUUCGAGCCUAAGUUAA